UUGCCUGAGCAUCAGAUGCCAAACUGACAGCUCUGGCAGCGCGUUGUUGACAUUACCAGUGACAUUCAGUUGCAUUCAGUGAUUACGAGGCGAAGGUACUCACAUCAUCCGUCAUCACCUGGACAACCUCAUCCCCGAGGAACAUCCGCUCACCACCAACUCAUUACCCGGGUGUUUAAACGGGUAAGGGGAUGCAGUUGAUAGUACUCCCUGGGAUCGAUCAUCGGUGGGUUUCAUUGACGGAUUUUUUUUUAAUCGAAUUGAAACGGUCUUCCGGUACCUGAAUUAACAAGUGAUUGGUGGACUGUUGUCGGUGAUGUGAGUGGAAUUGAGGUGGAACAGGUGUUGACGUUUAUUUCGGAAUGAAUUCUGGUGGCGAUGAUCUGGGCGGACUAGCUGGGGAGGUAUGGAAGCUGAAGACAGCCUGGCUCAUCAGGGCCUUCAUCAGCAGCUCGCCCUACCCUCGGGAAUCCCCGGUCUCGAUGUCGUAAGGGCCCUUCACCAGACGGUAAUAUCCCUGCGAAGUGCAUUGGACUCGUCUAAAGCGGAGCUCCGUCGGCUCCGAGAGAUAGUCGGUGAUUAUCACACCGAAAAUUACAUCGAGACCGUUGAACGCCUGUCUCUGGAGAAUCACGUACUCCGUCGACGUAUACUCGAUAAAGAUAAUACGAGGAUAAACGAUGAACCAGUGGAUACCGAACCGUCGACGAGGGCCAACGAAAACCCUCCAGUACUUUUAAUAAGUGAACAUCCUUCAGAAGUUAAAUCGACAAUGGACGAGGCUGACUCAUCAGCCACCGAAAUAAAGGAGAAUGCCAAAGGGGAAGAGGAGAAUUCUCAACCGGAAGUUGGCGAUGUCGGGGAGGUACCUGUAAAGAGCACCCAGGAUCUCCUCGAUGUACCGGAAAAGGAUCCGGAGGACGUGAGCCUCCGGAGUGUAUCAGAUGGUGAUAAUUCCGUAUUCAGUGACAAUCCCGAUUGCAGCAAUCUCCAAUUGACGCCUGAAGUGAAGAAUGCAGAGUCGGAGAAUGAGUCUGAGGAGCUCGAUGAUAUAGAAUUGAUAUUCACGACUGAAGAGACAUGCAGCAGAGACGUUGCCCUCCAGGAGGAUCUCGUGUCAAUCACCGAGGGUGAGACCUGGCAGCACAGCGCACAACCUGUUCUCCUCAAGUACACCAAGACCCGUGAGGAGCCACUGGUAUGCAAUGGUGAGAAAACGGGGAACAGCUCCGUCGAGGAGGCCCUCUCAUCCCAGAGCUCAUCCAUCGAUCGCGAGGAGAGUGUUGAUAGAUUUGACGAGAGCUCCAGCAACAGGCUUAAUAAAAUUUGGUCACAGUGCUCUGUUCUUGUUGAAACUGAUAUCAGCAAGUGUGGAGUUGUUGAAGAGACUGACAGUGGUACCAGGCAUAAUGCAGCCAGGAGAAAUACACUUGCAGCACCACCAACUGCUUACAGGCCCAUUAUACAUCGUGAAGCGGUUGCUGCGGGUAGGAGAAAGAGCUCUGCACCUCUGCGUCCUGUCAUGGAUCGCAGCUGCGGUGCAAGACGUGAAUCCGGUGCUCAAACAGAUAUCUCAGCGCUUCCUGCACAAUGGCGCUCAGAGAGCUAUCUUGCGCACAAAGUGGCUCACACAUUCACCACGUUACCCAGUAAAUUUGCACUUCCUGCUGGUGUUGCUGGUAGAUUGAGAAUAUCCGACAAAACGAGGAGCGAAGCGAGAAGGGUCAUGCUCUCUGAUAUAAGUUUCACGAGUAUGGUCCCAGAGUUAUCCAGGAGUGCUGAUCAUCUCUGUCAUGAUGCCCACUCUCAGAAUUGCUUCAACUCUCGUGGAUGUGGAAUUCGCACACCAGAUGUUAAUCGUCGAGAGUCCCUAGGUUCUCCAGCUGGUUACUGGCCACGAUGCAACACAGGCACUGGACUUCCAAGCCCCUGUGAUUGUCGGCUAUCAACGGAUCUCUAUUCCUCUAGAUAUCGUGGAUCGUUGACUUCGAUUCCUUCCCCUGGGCUUGAGGUCGUUGGUGGACCACCCAGGAGGCACUCCUGGCGUGCCAAUGCUGCAUCCUUCGAUACCUGGAAGGUUCCAGCUACCACUUCCACACCCAGGCCCACCUGGUCCUCCAUGCCAUCCUCACCGACUCAUAUUCAUCCACCAGGCGUCAGGGGCGCGAAAAAUCCACCGAAACGAACGCGUUCCAAAGUUACGUUUCAGGAGUGCCCGAUGAUCAGGGGAAGUCUCCCGAAUUUACGGUCAGAUGUUAUUGCCAGUGAGAAUAGUGGGGAUUCCACUGAAUCUCUUAUUGACGAGGCUGAGGAAUAUCUCAGACGCAGUAUCGAUUCCAUGUUGACUAUUUCGAGUGAUUAUUGGAGUCGACAGUCAGCCAGACGGAGACGAGCCAGGAGACACUCCGAGCCGGACCUCUUCAGGGAGUGGAAUCCACCGCAGGACGCCAGGCCAUAUUUACCAAAGAUUCCACGAGAUUUAAAAUUGGAUCACCUAGUGAAAGUGAUAUCUCCGGAGGGUCGAGUGCUUCAAGGAAGAGUUCGGUACAUCGGGCCAGUGCCAGGUAGAGAGGAUAUUCAUGUUGGUGUUGAGCUACCCACGGAAUCAGGCGGAUCUGACGGUACAUUUCAUGGGCGACGUUUCUUCGACUGCGAGCAAGAUCGUGCUGUAUUCGUUCCCUUCAAAAAAGUUGUUCUCGCGUGGUGCACCACCUGACCCGAACCCCCCGGUGGCGUCGGUACCGGCUCGUUCCCAACGCCAAGGAUUCUUCUCUCUCAGUACACUAUGUAAAAUCGAUACAGCAAACCACGGAUUAUCGUACAUACUUCGAUAAAAUUUAUCGUGAGUAAAUGCAAACAAGUUGGAGGGAUGGCUGGCGUGUCCCAGGGACUCCUGGGUGUUUGACCACUCCAUAUUUUUUUUUUUCGGACAUCAAAGGAAGAAAUGAAAGUGUCUUGGACACGACGAGACAAAUCGACCUUCAAUCGUCAAUAUCUCCGGACGUGACGACACGAUUUCCAUAAAUCUCGUAUGAAUUUCAACUCUGGAAAAUUAUCUUGAAGCUCAAGGUAAAUAAUUCAAAUUUCUCUCUAUCGCUCUUGAAUUAUUGAUGAUUGAUUGGUCGAUUAUUUUGGGGUAGUAAGGGAUAGGGUGAAAUGAUGAGGAAUUUAUUUUGCGAAUAAUCUUGCCGAGAUAGAAAUAGAGAACUAGGCAGUACAUGAAAUAGAUUGAGGAGCUUUUUAUGAAUCAUAUCGAAGGGUCUCGGAGUGGCCUCGAGCUGGAUUUGAGUUAUCAGUUUGGAUAUUCUGGUAACUGUUAAAAUAGCAAACAUAGAUGUGUCUCUAUGUCAACGUGUAAACUGAUCGUCAAUGGUGGCGGAGAAGCCACUGAAUGGUUCAAUUAAUCUGCCGUACCAUAACGGCAGAGUAUAUUGUUUAUUUUAUCAGAUUAAGGAUGAUGUUUUGGGGGAGGGGGAAUUGAGUUCAAGUUGGCUGUCAAUUGCCAAUUCACGAGGGUACCUGUCGUUGAUGACUGACGUUCAUUAAAUUAUUACAUUUUCCGGUGGUCGAUUCGUUAUUUCCGUUCGAUUUGCCUUAAAAUUGCAUUAUAUCCCAAUUUAUUGAGCAUUUUCUCGAUUUAUCUAAUGAACUGUUGAUGCGAGGAGAAAUUGUCAAAAGGCUUUUUUGUCGGGAAUUUAAUUAACGGCAAAAAAAGUCAUUUGGUGUUUUAGCCUUCGAUCGAUAGUUGUGGCGGUAAAUUGGUAAUUAAGAAAGAUGUAAAUUGGAAUUAUCUCAAUUCACCACUUUGUUACCAAAUUAUUAGAAACCUUAGUGGUUUCCAAUGGCGGUGAGUCCUCCAUCAACACCGUAAACUCGAUUAAUCGCACUAAAAGCCCUCACCUAAUAAACUCCAUUCGAAACUCGUGUGUUACGUCAAAGUUUCGUUAUCGUUUUCACCGAGUAUCUCAGGCAACCAGUGAAAAUGAGGCUUCACAUCGCGUGUCAACUCUUCCAUUCGUAAAAAUGGAAAAAUUCAAGAUGCAUCACAAACGGCCAAACACACUCCACCAAUUAAUAACGCACGUAUGAAAUAAAUUGAUUGAAAAUCUCAAUUUCUCAGAGGGUUACCCUGAAAUUUCUCAAGAGAGCGCAAGGUUUUUUUAUUAAUUUCUUUCAAAACGUACGAUUUAUCGCCAUUUCAGUACAACUACGCAUAAUCUUUAUUUUUCGUUAUGUUAUACUUGAGUACAAUUAAUUUGUGAUGAUGCUUACGUUUAUUUUAGUUUAAAGUCUCGAUGGAGCAUUGGAAAAAACGCAGUAUUGUUUAUUGACUUACAAAGAUUAGGAGUCUCUUUAGAGAAUCAGAGGGUCUCGGUUUAUUUGAAUUAUUAGGGAAACGCCAUGGUGCACUGUUUUAUUCCCAAAGUAGUCGCUUUACCCCGCAAUUUAUUUAACUAGAUCUCGAUUUUUAUUUUUUACUUUUCAUUGAGUUGAUGAAUUUUUUACGUGCACGUACUUACGAUGGACCUUGUUUGGAAAAUUGUUUUUUUUUUCGUGGGAGGACGAAAUGAGGAAAGAUAAUGCAAACGUACCUGCUUCGAUGAUCGCGCGAAUUGUUUAAGGAUUUUUAUCACCAAGAGUUCAUUCCAUUUUUUUCUCUGGGAGAAUUACUUUAUCAAAUAAAAAAUUGACGUAUAAAAGGAAUAAUGAGAAAAUUAAUCGUAAUAAUAAUUAAAUCAAUGAGAUCAAAUUGAUUUGUUUAAACAAUUUUGCCGAGUACUUUUAAAACUGGAUAAAUAUCCUUAAUCGUGCGAUCAUUAAAUUCUGUCUCUGUCUACAAUCGCGAUUGUAAUCUAUUGAUUUAUAUAUAAAUAUGAAUAUAUCUGGAGAAUCUAUAUGAGAUAUAUAUAAAUGCGUAUAUAUAUUGUAUAAAUAAUAGGAAAAGGAGUGAGGGGAGUAGAUAACGGAAUGUUUCCAGGAAAUAGAGUGAAUAAUAUAUGGUUAAUCGAUGGAUGUUGGAAAAUCUAUUAAAUUUUCAGUGUCUCGGUGUAACUAGAUAGAAUAAUUUGGCAUUCAGUGAUAUCGAGUAUCAACUCGAUGAAAUAACGGAUUAUUACGAUUUAGUUGAGAUAGAUGCAGUUUUAAUAUAUUUAAAUACAAAAUACGUGUAUAUUUUUUACUUUUCCAACGAUUUGAUUACGAGAAUUUUCAUUACUUUUUUUUUUAUUGAUUUUCUGAAUUGUCUCGGUCCACCAAUUCGGUCGCAAUAUCGAAAGUCGUUGAUAAAAAAUGGUGAUAGACAUGCUCUCUAAUUUCAAUCGAUCCCGACGCGGGUUAUCGGCAAGUAAUUGAAAAUAUUUGUCUAUUAAUAAUUUGUUAUCGCACCAUCAAACGAGAUCUCGACGAUGCGUGGAUCGGACUAUUUUAUUUAAUUACCAGAGUAAAAUUUCGCUUUAAAAUUUGAGUCUGAGAACAAAAAAAAAA
Messenger RNA from Fopius arisanus, 5484 nucleotides. RefSeq lists its product as uncharacterized. Bases 407 to 2716 code for a protein of 769 amino acids. NCBI's taxonomy places the organism in Eukaryota, Metazoa, Arthropoda, Insecta, Hymenoptera, Braconidae. The transcript has 9 exons. The record is from RefSeq and is a predicted model, not a curated record.